Molecule: messenger RNA, 848 nt
Organism: Chironomus riparius
Lineage: Eukaryota; Metazoa; Arthropoda; Insecta; Diptera; Chironomidae
Source: the annotation of a GenBank genome assembly
UAUUCCUAGUGCACACGAACUAUAUGCACAAAAAUUAUUAUUUUUUAAGGACGAAACAUGAAUUUUAAACUGUAACUCGCAAUGUCAUCAAAAUUAGUGCACAUAUUAAAUGCUGGACGGACACCUUAUCGGGAAGGAUUGAAUCUUCAGAGGUUUAUAGCCAACCAAAUCAUUGAAAAUAAAUGGAACUUUCAGAAUGUUUUGAUUCUUACAGAGCAUGAUCCAGUUUACACGAUUGGAAUAAGAACUACUAAUUAUAAUAAAGAAGACGAAGAGAGGCUAAAGAAACUCGGUGCUGAUUUCUACAGAACAAGUCGAGGAGGUCUAAUAACAUAUCAUGGUCCUGGACAGCUUAUAUCAUAUCCAAUAUUGAAUCUCAAAAAUUUCCAUCAAAGUGUUCGUUGGUAUGUUGGCAAGAUUGAAAAGUCUAUAAUUGAUUUAUGUAAAAAGUAUGACUUAGAGGCUGAAACUACAAAAGAUACAGGUGUUUGGAUUGAAGGAAAUCGUAAAAUAUGUGCAAUUGGAAUUCAUGUUUCACGGCAUGUAACAAGUCAUGGAUUAGCAGUUAAUUGUAAUACGGAUUUAAAAUGGUUUAAUCACAUAAUCCCGUGCGGAUUAGAAGGUAAAGAAGUUACAUCACUGUCCAAAGAAUGUAAACAAGAUGUGUCCAAAGAUGACGUUAUACCGAAUUAUAUUGACAGCUUUGAGAAAAUAUUCGAAUGCCAAACAGUCAAUAUUGAUAAGGAGGAGGUAGAUGAAAUCAAGAGACUUUCAAAAAAAUUAGAAGAAUAAAGAUAAGCCACAGAACUUUUUUUGGUAAGACUGUACGAGAUGGGGCACCCUUUAUU